UAAAAUCCUCUCCUCUCCUCAGGCUGCGUCUUGCACAGUUCGAAAUUUCGAAUGGCGUGGCGGAAAGCCUUCUCGAGAUCGUUGCUAACCGCUGCGCGGUCGUCGUCCGGCCGAUCGCUGCCAGCGUCGGCCCCAAGUUUCUGUGCUCCGCCUUCCGGAGUCCCUGGCCUCCAGCAGCUUUGUUUUGCCUCUCCUCGGCAUCUGGAUGAACUAGGGUGGAUGCAGUCCUUCCCUCCUCUUUACAGUACAGUGGCCUCUCCUGGAGAUGGUGGAGAUUCUGGGCAAAAGAAUAGUCCUUCAUUUGAGAGUGCUGAUGAUUUUGAACGGCGUUUAUUUGGUGAUAAAGGCGAUGACAAAAUGAAUGCUCCUUUUUAUCGCAAGCUUGACAAGCUGGAGAAGGCUCAUGAAAGAUAUACUGUCUCCAGAUCAAAUGUUGGUAACGGUUCCAGUAUAAUAGAUGGUAUAAGUAAUAGUUUUGAUUCACUAUCAGAUGGUAUGGAUGAAAAGUUGGACAAAGCAGCCCGUACAUUUACAUAUAGCAAUGAGAUACAGGAAGAAGAUUAUAGGUUCAGACCGGAUGUGACAUUUUAUCCUGGGAACACCUACAGUCCAAGGGAUCUUGAUCUCACAAAGCCUGGGAUUCAUAAGCCUCCCAAAAGAACAGAGUUCACGACUACCACAAAAGAGGUACUGAGGAAAGCUGAUUUCAGGAACGUGAGGUUCCUCGCCAACUUCUUGACUGAAGCAGGAAUUAUAAUCAAAAGAAGCCAUACGCGAAUCAGUGCCAAAGCUCAAAGGAAAGUCGCUAGGGAAAUUAAAACUGCAAGAGCUUUUGGAUUGUUGCCAUUCACCUCCAUGGGAAGGAAACCCUUUGCUUUCGGGAGAAACAUGAAAGACGACGACGAUGAAUAUGAAACUGACGAUAACAUAGCUGCACCUAGUGUUGCAAACAAUUACGAGGGAAGAUGAUCUGUGGUCGUGAAGCUGUUUUUCCGAAACAUCCUUCAUAAAAACUAGUGUUGCAGUCUUUUUACAGAUGACCCUUUUAUAUUAUAGGCUUUGGACGUUCAGCAUGAAAUGUGAUGGCUAAGUUCAUUGCCUAAAAAUAUGCUGCACAAAAUGUUGGUCUCCCCUUGCUACUUGAUGGCGGCUACAAACAAAAGGUUUCUGUAUGAUUAAUUUGAACUUGCAAAUAAGCAUCUGUAACAAAUUAUGAUAUGUACAAGAGUUUCACACUUUACAAGCCAAAAGCAAUCUAAAUAAUAGACCAUGCAACCAA
Molecule: messenger RNA, 1279 nt
Organism: Zingiber officinale
Lineage: Eukaryota; Viridiplantae; Streptophyta; Magnoliopsida; Zingiberales; Zingiberaceae
Exons: 6
Coding region: 52-969 (305 amino acids)
Biological process (GO): translation
Cellular component (GO): ribosome; mitochondrial small ribosomal subunit
Molecular function (GO): small ribosomal subunit rRNA binding; structural constituent of ribosome
Source: RefSeq, a predicted model, not a curated record